This is a messenger RNA of Strongylocentrotus purpuratus (purple sea urchin), 621 nucleotides long. RefSeq names its product sushi, nidogen and EGF-like domain-containing protein 1. The transcript is spliced from 3 exons. The record is from RefSeq and is a predicted model, not a curated record. NCBI's taxonomy places the organism in Eukaryota, Metazoa, Echinodermata, Echinoidea, Camarodonta, Strongylocentrotidae. Bases 1 to 621 code for a protein of 206 amino acids. Gene Ontology annotation, biological process: cell-matrix adhesion.
AUGUUGAUGCAGGUCAACAAUAACGGUGUCAUCUCGUUCUUGGAAAGAGUUUCUCAAUAUACCCCUUAUCCGUUUCCACUCGCUGACGGCCGACGACUUUUGACUCCAUUCUGGGCUGAUGUUGACACGCGUAAUGGCGGAACUUUAUCCUAUCGACAAGUCUUACGAUUCACCCAAAACGACGGCAUAUUCCUCGAAGCUGAUGAAGUGAUAAGAGCAUCAUUUGUUGACAUGAGAGACUUUGUGUCGUCAUGGAUGUACAUCGCGACCUGGGACAGCGUAGCUUUCUUUGGUGCUUUUGAUACCUCCAUCAGGAAUUCCUUUCAAGCUGUGAUGGUGACAGAUGGCGGACACUCCUUCGCCAUCUUUAAUUACGGUGAUAUCAACUGGACAACAGGAGCUGCCAGUGGUGGUAAUCGUGAUAAAGGUGUUGGUGGUAUCCCAGCUCAGGUUGGAUUCAACGCUGGUGACGGAGUGACCUUUUACAGUGUCCCUGGAUCUCAAACAGCAGCCGUCGCCGAUAUCGAAACGACAUCGAAUAUCGGUGUACCUGGAAGAUGGGUGUUCAGGACAGACAACUCCAAAAUCGAAGGACUAGAAUGUACAACCUCCGGUGUGUAA